This is a messenger RNA of Diachasma alloeum, 1425 nucleotides long. RefSeq names its product DNA repair endonuclease XPF-like. Gene Ontology annotation, molecular function: single-stranded DNA endonuclease activity; damaged DNA binding; single-stranded DNA binding. Bases 556 to 1425 code for a protein of 289 amino acids. The record is from RefSeq and is a predicted model, not a curated record. Gene Ontology annotation, cellular component: nucleotide-excision repair factor 1 complex. Gene Ontology annotation, biological process: nucleotide-excision repair involved in interstrand cross-link repair; resolution of meiotic recombination intermediates; double-strand break repair via homologous recombination. The transcript is spliced from 5 exons. Lineage: Eukaryota; Metazoa; Arthropoda; Insecta; Hymenoptera; Braconidae.
AUCUCUGGCUGAGUCUCUUUAGUAAUCCCUCCUCAGUGGUGGGUACAUUUUUUGGUCCCGCCACAAAGCCCAGCGUUCGUACUCCUUCCCUUCUAUAUAUUCUCCAUGGGUGGCCCAAAAACAGAAAACAUUGUAUUCUCGCAGAUUUAGUUGAUCAAAUUUUUUAUGUGCAGAAGUGAUAUGAAGACAGCUUUUAUUGCUGUAUUAUUGCAAAGGAGACGCAGAUUUAUACGUAUCCCAGACAAUGAGCAAGCCAACAUAUGAACCAGAUAAUUACUGUUUACAAUCAACAACGUGCGGUGAAGAUCAUAUAAUAAUACCUCACACUUUCACAAGACCCGUGAGUAUAGGAAUUUACGGUCACCCUGCCCACGAAUCCAGCCAAUAUGAUCUUCUAGUGUGCCAGAUAGUCCUUGCUGGUGACGAAGUAUUCGAUGAAGAUAUUUCGACAAAUGGUUUAGAGGAAAAGACAUUAAAGAAAAAUAACAAAACGUCGUUCAUCCUCGCAAUCUUGUGGGCGCUAUUGGACCAAUUUAUUCACGUACUAUUCUAACAAUGUUGGAGUAUGAGAAUCAGAUGUUCCUGGAGGCUCUGCAGGAUGAUGGUCUCUUGAUAUCAGCAAAAGGACUGGGACUGGAAGCUGUUUUCACAAAUAUAUUGAAGGUUUACUCGGACCCCGGAAACCUCGUGAUUGUCUUAGGGAUGACUGAUCAUUAUGAGCAAUUUUUUAUACAUAAAUUAAAGGAAAUGAAUGUGAAGCCAUUGCCCAAAGUGAUGACUGCGCAAAUUUCAUCAGCAGAGAGAGAGAUACUGUAUCUCGAGGGUGGAGUUCUAUUCCUGUCCGGACGGAUUUUCGUCGUUGAUUUAUUGAAACACAGAGUUCCGUUGGAUUUAGUAACUGGGAUUUUGGUGUGGAGGGCACAUGGGAUCAUGAAUUUGUAUCAAGAAGCCUUCUGUCUCCGAUUGUACAGGCAAAAUAACAAAACUGGCUUUAUUAAAGCUUUCACAAACUCGGCCUUGACUUUUACAGUCGGUUUUGAACCAGUUGAACACGUUAUGAAGACUUUGUUCGUUAAACAUCUGUUCCUUUGGCCGAGGUUUCAUACUACUGUUACAAGUAGCUUGUCUGCCUGCAAGCCUGAAGUAAUUGAACUCCAUGUAAAAAUAACGAAGAAAAUGCAGAGAACUCAAAUGGCUCUUCUUGAUAUAAUGAACUUCGUUAUUAAGGAGCUUAAGAGAUUAAAUAAGUAUCUAGAUCUGGAGGACUUAACAGCCGAAAAUGCAAUUUCCAAGAACUUUUACAAACAGCUGCAACAUCAACUCGAUCCAAUCUGGCAUCAGCUUGGGUCUGCUACCAAGCAGCUCGUAACUGACUUGAAAUUACUCUGCACUUUUCUCACGUAUCUAGAGUCUAAUAAUGACUAA